Messenger RNA from Oncorhynchus nerka (sockeye salmon), 6252 nucleotides. Its product is annotated as ubiquitin carboxyl-terminal hydrolase CYLD-like. Gene Ontology annotation, molecular function: K63-linked deubiquitinase activity; cysteine-type deubiquitinase activity. The coding region runs from base 139 to 2265 and encodes 708 amino acids. Gene Ontology annotation, biological process: protein K63-linked deubiquitination. The record is from RefSeq and is a predicted model, not a curated record. Gene Ontology annotation, cellular component: cytosol. The transcript has 14 exons. Lineage: Eukaryota; Metazoa; Chordata; Actinopteri; Salmoniformes; Salmonidae.
CAGUCGCCGAGGAUUCAGUUGUACCUUCCAGUCAUCUGAAGAAUGUGUAGUACUUUGGAGUAACUGCUCUUCAGAUACUUGUAUAAACGGGUGCCUGCUAGUCACACAACAAGGACCAUUGUUCACAUUAGAAGAGGAAUGGAAUUUAAAGGAGAUGGGAAGGAAAAGUUCUUCAUAGUGACACGGGGGAAGGUGAGAAAAGGCUUCUCCAGAGGAUGCAUCGGCCGUGUGGAAGCAGUGAUGCAUAAGGGAGAGCUGAUGGGACUGUUGUACGGAGGUGGCAGCAGUGGGAAUCCUAAGAGCGGGGACAUGGUGAAGAGGGAGGACACGUACCCCCUCACCCGACACCAGGCCCAGCUGCUGCUCUUCGUGUCCCCCUCCAGCAAACGCCUGGAGCUCCUGUGUAACCCCCAGCUCUUUUCAGCCAUCUGUGUACUGUCUCAGGAUGACUUGGUAGUGGUUAAGCACAAGAAAGGUCACCAGCCAGGCCUGGUUCGGAACCUGAUGCUGAUCGGUAAGAAGGAGAACCAAGGGGACCUGCUGAUGCUGGGCUUUGAGGUUGAGUUUGUGCAGGACUCUGAUCAAACAGUGUCCCCUAAGAAGCCAGCUCCUCUCUCCCUGUUCAGUGCAGCAGACAUUGUCCAGGUUGUCCCAGCAUACUCUGUAGGCAUUGGCCCUCGCUGGAAAGACAGUUAUUCAGAGGGUCUAAACAGAAAGGCGGUGCCACCUAUCAUCUCCAUGUCUAAUAUGGGAUCUCGUGGACGACAAGUGAGAGGUAUAAACCAUUUAGACCAGAAUGUCACCCAAACCCCAACCCAAAGCCCGUCACACCACCCUUUUGAGGUGGGAUCCAUGGUGGAGGUAACAUCCAACACUGGGAUAACUGUAUACGGGGUGAUCCGUUGGAUGGGCGUCCUUUCAGAAAAUAAAAACGACUGGGCCGGAAUUGAGCUGGAUUAUGAGGUGAAUAAUUGCUCAGAUGGGACGUAUGGAGGCCAGCAGUAUUUCACUUGUAAAGGGGGCAGGGCCUUGUUUGUGCCCCUGACAAAGUGCAGUCCAGAUGGAAGGUUCUUAUGUCCCCCCUCUGAAAAGGAGACCCUCAAAGCAACAGAUAUCCCCCCAGUCAUUCCAUUGGAGGAAACAGAUGAGAAUGUCCCUCCUAUCCCUGAGUCGGAAGCCCUGUCUUUGCUCGUGGGCAAGAUGAAGGGGAUCCAGGGGCACUAUAACUCCUGCUACCUCGACACCACUCUCUUCAGUCUGUUCUGCUCAUCUAUGACCCUGGACAGUGUUUGCCACAAACCAGAUGGCACAGAAAAGAGCAUAUCUCGCUCUCUGAAGAAAGACAUUGUCAACCGUUUGCGCAGACAAGGUUUUGUGCCUGCUGAGAGCGUAAUGAACUUCCGCAAGCAGCUCGGGUGUGACACCUUUGUAACAGAAGAGAAAGACCCUGAAGAGUUCAUCACAAUCCUUCUACAGCGGGUGCUUUGCAUGAAGUCAUUGCUUAAACUCAGGUCGAAUGACGACACAUCUCAGGAUGCCUACACAUUCCAGAUUAUUCUGGAUAAGGAGCAGGUGACACAGACUCCCACUGUCCAGCAACUCCUGGAUAUCUCCUUGCUGUCUUGUGGCCUCAAGUUUGAGGAGAUCCCAUCCUGCCUCAUGGUCCACAUGCCAAGGUUUGGGAAGAAGUACAAGAUGUUCCCCUACAUUAUCCCCUCAACAGAAUUUGACAUCACAGAUCUUCUAUACAACUCCCCCCGAGAAUGCUUCCUCUGUGGGCGUUUGGCAGAGUACGAGUGCCCCCAGUGCCUACAAGACCGCAAGCUCCAGCCAGGAAGAAUCAAACAGUAUUGCACUACCUGCAAGACACAGGUGCACAUUCAUCCCUCUCGGCAGAGCCACUGCCCUAAAGCCCUGGCAGUGCCAGCGGAGGUGCCAGCAGAUGCCCCUGUACCCAGGCACAAAAUGCAGUUGUUCGCUGUGCUCUGUAUCCACACCAGCCACUAUGUGUCCUUUGUAAAGUAUGGCCCUGGCCCUCGCUCCUGGCUCUUCUUCGACAGCAUGGCAGACAGAUGUGGUGAUGACCAGAGUGGCUACAACAUUCCAGAGAUCAGGGCUUGUCCUGAGGUGGGUGACUUCCUGUCUCAGUCAGAGGAGGAGCUAGCGCGGGCUGACCCCUCCCAGGCUAGAGAGCCUGUCCGCAGGCUGCUGAGUGACUCCUACAUGUGUUUGUAUCAGAGUGCCUCAAUGGCACUCUACAGAUAAAGUCAGCACAAGGCUGAGGUGUACUGGGGAGAACACAGCAUUCUCACAACAAUGCUACAAUAACCCUGGUUUCAGAGUCGCCAUGGCGUCAAUUCAUUUUCACAGAAAUAAAACUGAUGAUUAGCUGAAGACCUUGAACUUUAUAGGCUUUUAUGAGAACAGAAAUAUUCACCAAGGUCUUCUCAAAUCUUUUUCUUUGUCAAUGUAGAGGUACUUCACCUUUGUUUCAAUAAAGAUUGAUUGAUGAGGUUGGGGUUAGGAAGGGCAAGUGAACUAUAUUAUUUUUUCCCCCCCUCAUUGCCUACACCAACCAUUUCCCACUCACUGCUUGUAUUUUGGCAAUGUUUUAUUGCUGCUAAUGUUAUGUAAACAUACAGUAUUGUAUACUCUAAAUCAGUGGUUCCCAAACGUUUUAUAUUCCGUACCCCUUCAAACAUUCAACCUCUAGCUGCGUAACCCCUCUAGCACCAGGGUCAGCACACUCUCAAAUGUUUUUUUUUGUUGCCAUCAUUGUAAGCCUGCCACACACACUAUACAAUACAUUAUUUAAACAUAAGAAUGAGUGUGAGUUUGUGUCACAACCCGGCUUGUGGGAAGUGACAAAGAGCUCUUAUAGGACCAGGGCACAAAUAAUAAUAAAUCAUUUUGCACUUUAUUUAUCCAUCUUACAUAUAAAACUUGAUUUGUUCAUCGAAAAUUGUGAAUAACUUACCACAGGUUAAUGAGAAGGGUGUGCUUGAAAGGAUGCACAUAACAAUGCAAUGGUGGAUUGUAUUGGAGAGAGUCUCAAGUCUUAAAUAACUGUCUACACACAGUCUGUGUCUAUUUAUUUUUCAUGCUAGUGAGGGCCGAGAAUCCACUCUCACAUAGGUACGUGGUUGCAAAGAGCAUCAGUGUCUUAACAGUGCGAUUUGCUAAGGCAGGAUACUGAGCGCAGCCCAAUCCAGAAAUCUGGCAGUGGCUUCUGAUUAAAUUACAUUUUCACAUAACCGCUUGUUGCAAUUUCGAUGAGACCCUCUUGUUCAGAUAUUGGUAAGUGGACUGGAGGCAUGAAAGGGAUAACGAAUCCAGUUGCUUGUGUCAUCCGUUUUGGGAAAGUACCUGCAUAAUUGCGCACCCAACUCCGGUGCUUUGCUAUAUCACAUUUUACUUUGUCCGUAAGCUUGAGUUCAUUUCCACACAAAACAAAUCAUACAAUGAUGGAAAGACCUGGGUGUUGUCCUUGUUAAUGCAGUCAGAGAAGAGCUCCAACUUCUUAAUCAUAGCCUCAAUUUUGUCCCGCAAAUUGAAUAUAGUUGCGGUCAGACAAGUGAGAAUUAUGGUCAGUAAAGAAAACAUUAAGCUCAUCUCUCAAUUCCAAGAAACGUGUUAAUACUUUGCCCCUUGAUAACCACAGCAUUUCUGUAUGUUUUAAAAGCGUUACAUGGUCGCUGUCCAUAUCAUUGCAUAGUGCAGAAAAUACACGAGAGUUCAGGGGCCUUGCUUUAACAAAGUUAACCAUUUUCACUGUAGUGUCCAAAACGUCUUUCAAGCUGCCAGGCAUUCCUUUGGCUCGGUGAUUGCUGCAGUAUACCCAAGUGGCGUCGGGAGCAACUGCUUGCAUGCGCGUUAUCACUCCACUAUGUCUCCCUGUCAUGGCUUUUGCGCCAUCAGUACAAAUACCAACACAUCUUGACCACCAAAGUUCAUUUGAUGUCACAAAGCUGUCCAGUACUUUACAAAUAUAAUCUCCUGUUGUCCUGGUUUCCAGUGGUUUGCAGAAGAGGAUGUCUUCUGUAAUUGACCCCCCAUAAAUGUAACGGACAAAUACCAGGAGCUGGGCCAGGCCCGCCAUGUCUGUUGACUCAUUCAGAUGUAAUGCAUAGAAUUCACUGGCUUGUAUGUGAAGUAGUAAUUGUUUGAAAACAUCUCCUGCCAUGUCCAUGUGUCGUGAAACAAUGUUGAUUGAUGAAGUAAUUGUCUGUAUAGCUUUUUUGGCCUUUUCCCCCAGCAUUGUCCCAGCCAUAUCUGCGGCAGCUGUCCUAGCCACUCGGUAGCUCACCAUAUAAGACGCUUCUAGCGCCUUCUUCUUAACCUCUCUAGGGUAUGCUUCCCACCUGGCCAACAUCCAGUGAGAUUGCAGAGCGCCAAAUUCAAAUACAGAAAUACUCAUUAUAAAAAUUCAGAAAAGAUACAACUAUUUUACAUAGGUUUAAAGAUGAACUUCUUGUGAAUCCAACCACGGUGUCAGAUUUUUAAAAUGCUUUAAGGCAAAAGCAUACCGUACGAUUAUUUGAGAACAUCGCCCAGCAGACAAAUCAUUACAAACAGUAACCAGCCAAGUAGAAGAGUUACACAAGUCAGAAAUAGAGAUAAAAUGAAUCACUUACCUUUGAUGAUCUUCAUAUGGUUGCACUCAGAAGACAUUCAUUUAUUCAGUGAAUGUUCCUUUUGUUCGAUAAAGUCUCUCUUUAUAUCCAAAAACCUCUGUUUUGUUCGCGUAUUUUCUUCAGUAAUCCACAGGCUCAAAUGCAGUCACAACAGGCAGACGAAAAAUCCAAAUUGUAUCCGUAAAGUUCAUAAAAACGUUUAUAUUCAAUCCUCAGGUUGUUUUUAGCCUAAAUAAUCGUUAAUAUUUCAACCAGACAAUAAAGUUGUCAAUAUAGAAGGCAAACAAGAAAGGCACUCUCUCGGUUGUGCACUUGAAAAAGCUCUGUGACACGGCAGAGUAAACUCAUUCAGACUGCUCUUACUCCCUCAUUUUUCAGGAUACAAGCCUGAAACCAUUUCUAAAGACUGCUGACAUCUAGUGGAAGGCAUAGGAACUGCAAUUUGAGUCCUAAGUCAAUGGAUACUGUAAUGGCAUUGAAUAGAAAAAGGGGGGGAAAUCCUACUUCCUGAAUGGAUUUUUCUUAGGUUUUCGCCUGCCAAAUCAGUUCUGUUAUACUCACAGACACUAUUGUAACAGUUUUGGAAUCUUUAGAGUGUUUUCUAUUCAAAUCUAACAAUUAUAUGCAUAUCCUAUCUUCUGGGCCUGAGUAUAAGGCAGUUUAAUUUGGGCAUGCUUUUCAUCCAAAAUUCCAAAUGCUGUCCCCUACCCUAGAGAGGUUAAUGGUAUCUGUUGCUGUUAUACAUGUCUUACUACUCAAAAGUCAGCUUAAUUCUCGUUCAAAAAACUCCCGUGGCUUAUUUUUUAAAUUGGCAUGUUUUGUUUCUAAUUGUCUGCACAAGAGUGAAGGUUUCAUCGAGUUGUGAGAUAUAACUUUUGCACAUAUAACACACUGUGGCUGAGGAAAAGCACUACUCCCAAUAUACGUGAACCCCAAAUCAAUGUUGUGCUCGUGGAAGCAGAACAACUUGUGUCGUCGACAGCUGCAGGUGUAGUACUGCUGGUAGUAGUAUUACUACAAGUAGAGCUGGUAUGUGUCUAUGGACGCGAGCCUUACUUUUUGAACCAUUUGUCCAUUUUCGAGCAAACGGAAUGAGCAGCAGCUACAUUUGGCUGCAUACGGACCGUUAGUGGAAUUCCUGUGAGAGAGUAACGGUGAAUGUGAUUGGAUGUUAAUUAUUUGACUAGGCUACUUGUAUUUGACAUUGUGUUGUUAUUUCGCUGAACACGAGAUGGUUUAGUUUUAUUUUUGGCAGUGAAACGUGGCUACUCAGGCGAGGGAAAAAAACUCACCCAAAUGUAUAGCCCCGUUGGAAAAUAUAAAUGGACUGUUUGAAAAUGUGAAGAAAAUACAUUUUUAUUAUUAAAAAAAUUAGUUAAUCACAUUUUUAUUUGGCGUACCCCGGAUGGCAUUCCCAGUUAGGGAAUACCUGCUCUAGAUUUAUGGAAUUGGAUCCAUGAUUAGGACUUGUGGAAUUCAAUAAUUAAUUAUAUACUCUGGUACCUUUAUAUGUUGUAUUCACUGAACAUGCUGUUGAAAUGACAAUGUUGAGUUAUCCAUGCCUAGUUAAACUUGAUUGAAACAGUGCUCGACAUGAUCAGAAUUUGCAUUUAAACUA